UGCGACCGGGGCGGGGACCUGUGGCCGUCGUCGCGGCGGCGCCCUCGGGGCGGGGGACCGGCCCGCAGGUGGAAGCGCCCCGGGGAGGUGGGUCCGCCCCCCGGCUGCCGUGGGUCGAGGCGGGCCCUCGGCCGGCCCGUUCCCGCCCCGACCCGCCGGCCUCUCCCUCCUCAGCAGUGACGCGCCGCCUCCGAGCCCGAGCCCGCGCCGCGGCCAGCAGCGCGAUGGACCGCAGCGCCCCGGAUCCCGGACCCCGCAGCGCGCCCCGCACCCCCGCCACGCAGCCCGCGGGCUCCGCAGGGAGGAGAACAAAAGCGAAGGCGCCACUUCCUCCUGCUGAGAUGAAGGGCAUAGACGUCUCCUCUGCUGAGGACCCUGCGGAAUCUACAGCCACCAUCACCGAGCAAAAUGAAAACAUGCUAGAUAAAGACAUCGAACUCUUGGUGGUCCUGCCUGGAGAUAUUGUCAAGUCUGCUACCGUUCACGGCAGCAAGCCGAUGAUGGACUUGCUCGUGUUCCUCUGCGCACAGUAUCACUUGAAUCCAUCAAGUCACACAAUUGAUUUACUGUCUGCUGAAGAGACCCUCAUCAAAUUUAAGCCAAACACACCCGUAGGAAUGCUGGAGGUAGAGAAGGUGAUUUUAAAGCCAAAAUCUCUGGAUAAGAAAAAGCCUACACCUAUAAUCCCAGAGAAAACUGUGAGAGUAGUGAUCAACUUUAAGAAAACACAGAAGACCAUAGUGAGAGUGAGUCCGCACGCACCGCUGCAAGAUCUUGCUCCGAUCAUAUGCAGUAAAUGUGAGUUUGAUCCUCUGCACACAGUGUUGUUGAAGGAUUACCAGGCUCAGGAGCCCCUCGACUUGACAAAAUCUCUUAAUGACUUGGGACUAAGGGAGUUAUAUGCCAUGGAUAUCAGCAGAGCCCCCUCUGUUACUGCCUUCAGUAAGCCAUCUUUCCAAGAGUCCUGCCAGAUAUCACACAACCCAGACAUUGUGAAGGAGAAAGAAAACAAAGGGAUUUUCAGCUUUUUCCAGCGCAGUAAGAAAAAGCGGGAGCAAACUGCCAGUGCGCCUGCGACCCCGCUGGUAAGCAAGCACCGUCCAUCUUUUACGAGAUCCAACACCAUUUCCAAACCUUACAUCUCCAACACACUGCCCUCGGACGCACCCAAGAAGAGGCGUGCCCCGCUGCCCCCUAUGCCCACAGCCCAGGGCACUGCUCAAGGCCAGGAAAGACGCGCUUCGUGUGUGGUGAGAUCCACCAGUGUGGACGACACUGAUAAGAGUUCCUCUGAAGGGGUCAUGGUGAGGACAGGGUCACUGCAGCUCAGUAGCACAUCAGUGGGAACUUCGUCUCUGAAAAGAACAAAGCGAAAAGCACCUGCCCCACCUUCAAAAACACCCCUGCAUCAGAAUGAUGAGAACGGCCCUGCAGCUGAUAACGCCCCGAUUUUGGAAGACGGGAUGGCUCCGGACAGCGUUUUGGAAGUGAACUCUCCUGAGGGUGUGUCCAGCCCAGAGGGCUCUCCUGGCCCUGGGUUCCUAAGCCAGGAACAGUGUACUAUACCCAAACCGGCGGAGGAAACCUCGCUCUCUGAGGGCCCUGGAACUCCAGAGGCAGCUGUAGCAUCCUUGACAUCUGGUGUAAGCUCUGAUUAUAGUCUUGAAGAGAUAGAUGAAAAGGAAGAACUGGGUGAGGCAUCCAAAGAUCAAGCUGAAAGUAUUUCUGUGAAGUCGCCUGAUGUUGCUUCAGUAUCUACUGAUAUAAACACGGUGGAGAAUGAUCCUGAUUCAGCCCUUGGCAUCAGUGAUGGAGAGGCCUCUCCAAUCUCCAAGGGGAAAACUCAAGAAAGCAAAACCACAGAGGGACAAGGGCCACAUAAUCCUGUUGUAUGUGACAGAAGCAAUGAAGACAUGGUAUCUGACAGUAUAAAAGACUUGAAGAUACUGCAUCCAGACCAAGAGAGUGCAGUUCAAAACGAAAUCGUGGUUGGUGCCACAAACACAGACUAUGUGAAAAACAGACCGAGGAAAGCAGAAACCACCAUAGAAAACAAAGCCCCAAAGACAGCCAAGGACAUGGAAACUGAUAGAGUGACAGUCUCUCCUGCAUGUAGAAUGGAUAAUGUUAAAAGUUCGAGGGAAAAUCAUAUAACAGCAUCAGCAGGACCAGAUCAAAAAUGGAAUCAACCAAGUAUAGAAAAGGCAAAAAUGCAGGAUGCAGCAAUUCAGGCCACCCCUGCCUGCAGUGGUUCUGAUGGGAAUCACAGAGACCGUAAUUCAUCUGACCUCAGGGUUGAUGAGUCUGUGCAGACUUCAAAUAGCAAUAGAUCAGCUCAGCACUCGUCUGCAAGUCUCCCAGAUUCUGUAAAUGCCUCGAGAGAAUUCAGGAGUCAGGGCACCCCAACAUACGUACAAGAUAGACUCCCCAUGAAAGAGCUAGCGUGUACAAAUGGGAAUGAUGACCCUUUGUCUCCUGUAGAUGGAAGUGAUAAGAAUCCAACUGCUUCUCCCCUAAAGAAUUUUCCACUUUACAGGCAGGACCACAAUCCCAAGCCAAAGCCUUCAAAUGAAAUUACAAGAGAGUAUAUACCUAAAAUUGGAAUGACUACUUAUAAAAUAGUGCCUCCAAAGUCCCUGGAAGUGGUGAAAGACGGGGAAUGGGAAACUGUGGGGAAUAAAGAAGAUCAAAAGAUGCCUGCUGUAGGGCAGAAGCAGAUGCUUGAGAAUAUGAAAGAAACAGCCAAGCAGACAGAAACCCUUGUGGCUUCUAGAGGCUCACAGGAGCCUCAGCCUGACCUUAGACCGAAGCCCAGCUUUGGAGCAGAGCAUCUUUUGCACAGGACUGUGAGCUCACCCGCUGGUACUGAGAUGAGCCCUCCCAAACCUCCCAGAAUGACUACAGACACGGGCACCGUUCCUUUUGCACCAAAUUUGGAAGAUAUAAACAAUAUUUUGGAGGCAAAAUUUAGAUCCCGUGCUUCAAAUCCCCAGGCCAAGCCAAGUUCGUUCUUUCUUCAGAUGCAGAAGAGAGCUUCAGGCCACUAUGUGACAUCCGCAGCUGCUAAGAGUGUUCACACGGCCCCCGGGGUGACCCCCAAAGAACCAGCAAUCAAAGAGGUGCAAAGGGACCCACGGCUUCCUCCAGAACAGUGUGUCUCUCCCCUGAACGAAAGGACUCACUCUGCUCCACUGCCCAAUAUUUCAAAAACUGUUGAUAACAUAAUCACCCAGAAGCCUGCUGGGACAGCUUCUCCUCCUGUAGCUCCCAAACCUAUGGCUCUUCCUGCUGAGACAUCUCCACCUCCUGUAUCUCCCAAGCCUAUGGCUCUUCUUGCUGAGACAUUUCCCCCUCCUGUAGCUCCCAAGCCUAUAGCUCUGUCUGUUGAGACAUCUCCUCCACCUGUAGCUCCCAAGCCUAUAGCUCUUCCUGCUGAGACAUCUCCUCCUCCUGUAGCUCCCAAGCCUAUAGCUCUUCCUGCUGAGACAUCUCUUCCCCCUGUAGCUCCCAAGCCUGUAGCUCUUCCUGCUGAGACAUCUCUUCCCCCUGUAGCUCCCAAGCCUGUGGCUCUUGCUGGUGGUCAGGGAACAUCAGUAAACCUGAAGACCUUGAAAACGUUUGGGGCCCCACGACCGUAUUCCAGUUCUGGCCCCUCUGCCUUUGCCCUUGCUGUGGUGAAGAGGUCACAGUCCUUUAGUAAGUCAUGUCCAGAGUCAUCCAGGGAUGGCUCCUCUGCCCUGCCUCCAACUAACACAGAGGAUGAAAAGACCCAUGUAGUAAAUAAGUCUGCAGAGGUCUGCCAGCCUGAUGACGUUGAUAAGCAAAGUAAACCUGUACAGAAUGACCAGAGUUCUCAAAUGCUGACUUCAGCUGAUGGCCUUUCGCUCACCCUUAAGAGACAGAGUUCUUUAACAUUGCCAAGCCCUGACCCAGAGCUUGUCCGGCAGAGCUUGCUGACCGCAAUCCGUUCUGGAGAGGCUGCUGCCAAGCUGAAGAGAGUUACUGUUCCAUCGAAUACAAUAUCUGUGAACGGGAAGUCGGGACUCAGCCACCUGUCCUCUGAUGCCCAGGACAGUGAUAACACUACCCUGCUGUGACAGACAUCGCAGACCAGCUUUCUGCCCGCAAAGGAUACUGGCAAAUAUACAUUCAGAUGUACAUUAAUAUACAAAUCUGCUCAAGAAUAAACAUUUGUAUUAUGGAUUUAAUGCCAAAAGAAGAAUGGCUAGAAUUUAUAAUUUAUAAUAAUUUUUGCCAUUUUUUAUGUCAUAGCUAAAUAUUGCUGCUUUGGAAAUGUUGAACAAGGUGUAAAUGACUCGUUUUUUUCCAAUGGUGAAUAAUCACUGCAUUUUGAUUUUUUUUUUUUUUUUACUUCUGGAUACUGUAUUGCCAUGAAAUGAAGAUGUAAACUGAGAUAUAUAGACAUACUGUUGACACAGAAGCAGGCAAGCACAAGCUAACAUUCACUGUCUCGGUGUUAGGUUAUAACUAGAAGCAUAAAUUUUAAUAGAGUCUUUUUUGCUGAAAGACAUGGAAAACUAUUAAAUCCAACAAAUAAUGUUCGGUUAUCUUUAUUGAAGAAUCACUGUGAGAUUUAUUUUGUGUAUUCUCUAAUUACAAGUGUCAGAUUUAUAGGAUACAACACGUAUUUUCAAAUAGAACACUUUAACCUCUAGAAGUUGCACAAGGAGACUUUGAGAUAUUUUCUGUAUAUAAUUAUGACAUUGUUUCACAGAUAUUACUUAUUUUCUAAUGCCAGAAGUCUUAAAAUAUUCCUGUGAAAAUGUUGAUAUAUUGUGACAGAUAUUUCACUUUUGGUAUACAGGGAGGAUUAGGGUUUAGUUUGUGCCCACAUUCAGAACUUUGAAGUUAGAAGUUCUGAAAAUCCUGGUUUUGAUUAAAAUAAAAUGCAAAAUAUAGUCAUUUAUAUAGCUCAGAUGCUAAUCAUCUAAAUAAUAAUAUAUAUUUUCUGGAAAGCCAGAAUGGUUGAAGAAAACAGUACUUGGGGUAUUGCAGUGGUUCUUGGGUCUGGAACAUGCAGGUGUCCUGAACUUCCUUAAGAAUGUAAUUGCCCUUUUAUUCCAAAAACAGUCCAAACAGCCUGACACUGUUUUGACUCUUUCUAAAGCUACUGGGUUUUCUGCCAUUUUGACAAAACGUGAAUUUUUCCCCCAUUUAAUAAAAGCAAGUUAUACAUUUGAA
Meriones unguiculatus (Mongolian gerbil) is the source of this 5202-nucleotide messenger RNA. It is a transcript of the gene Cobll1, whose product is annotated as cordon-bleu WH2 repeat protein like 1. The transcript has 15 exons. Lineage: Eukaryota; Metazoa; Chordata; Mammalia; Rodentia; Muridae. The coding region runs from base 225 to 4097 and encodes 1290 amino acids. The record is from RefSeq and is a predicted model, not a curated record. Gene Ontology annotation, molecular function: actin monomer binding.